Messenger RNA from Durusdinium trenchii, 2646 nucleotides. The record is from the annotation of a GenBank genome assembly. NCBI's taxonomy places the organism in Eukaryota, Dinophyceae, Suessiales, Symbiodiniaceae.
AUGAAGUUUCUCUCUGUGUGCUUCAGAUCCUUGGCAUCCUUCAGCCUGCUGGUGGAGGUGAUGUCGGGCGCAAGCUCGGGUGCAGGGCUGACGACUGGGUCGCUGGACAUGUCCUGUGAGGGGAGCGCUCUUCUGCAGCUCCGCACGCCAGGACACUGCUCAGCUGAGGGUGAAGAUUGUCGAAACACAGGUUGUUGCGAGGAUCAGGGUUACACGUGCUACGAGAAGAACGCGUACUGGGCGGGGUGUCGUGCAACAGGCACCUGCCGUGCUGGUGAAGUGGAUCCUCACGACCCGCCAGAGUAUCGAACGCCCUGGACCUGCGCGGUGCUGGGCUGUUCAACCGACACGGAAGACUGCCGUUCUACGGAAUGCUGCGUGGAUGAGCAGAAGACCUGCUAUGAGAAGGAUUCGAGCUGGGCUGGCUGUCGCUCCAGUUGCACACCAGGAGCGAUCAAUCCAGAUGACCCGCCUGAAUACCAAACUCCUUGGAGCUGCGAGAUCAUUGGUGGAAGCACAUCAAGUUCCUCCUCAAGCACUUCCUCAAGCACAUCAAGCACAUCCUCAAGCACCUCCUCAAGCACUUCCUCAAGCACAUCUUCAAGCACAUCCUCAAGCACAUCUUCAAGCACUUCCUCAAGCUCCUCAAGUUCGUCCAGUCGACCGACGCCCCACACGACCACGACGACGACCUGGACGGUGGAGACCUGCGUGGAGAGCCGCUGCUCCAUCCCAGGCGAAGAUUGCCGAUCGACAGGCUGUUGUCAGGAUCCCAGCUACACCUGUUACGAAAAGGACGAGCACUGGGCCGCGUGCCGCAGCGCCUGUGUCCCGGGCGAGGUGGAUCCGAACGAUCCGCCGGACUUCAGGACUCCCUGGAGCUGUGAGCUGGUGACGCCCCCCGAUCCGAGCCCCGAGGUGCCGCUGCACUUCCCGGGGCGGGUCUUUGUGACCGGAUCGGCGGGCAGUGGGCGGAAGCGGGUCUAUGAGUUCAUCGACAGCCUCACCAAUCAACCCGUGAAUGGCUCGGAUGCCAGGGCCGUACACUCAAGUGGUGGCGCUGCCGGUGGUGUGGUCAGUGAGGGCCAGGGCUAUGGGGUGCUUCUCACCGGAGCGUUCUUGGCCAUGCUCACACCCGAAGACGAGGACUGGGAGCAGAUGAAGGUGUAUUUCUAUCAGAUGUUUCUGGGCUGGCGACGGAUGUGUGAGUAUUCGAAGGAAGACUCCUGCCAGGAAGACGCGGGCUUCCUUUGCGAUGGAAAUCCCUGCUUACCUCAUUGGAAGUUCGACGACAAUCUGACCACGGUGCUCGGGAAGGGCUCUGCGCCGGACGGCGACGAAGACGCCAUGACUGGGAUGCUCUUGGCGGUCCUGUCACUCACACGGCAGCAGCAGCACGACGUCGAAUGGCUCGCCGAGGUGGGGACUUGGACCUACAACACCUGCAAGCAAUUCUUCCUGAGCGAGACAAUCGCCUCGUCUUCGGGGAAGAACCGCAUUGUGAAGCUGGGCGCUUGCUGGGGAGGUUGGGGAGACGAUGGACAGAACCCCAGCUAUCACUCCCCAGGUGCUUAUCGCCUCUGCCGUGACUUCAUGACACAGGGCAUCGGAAGUAGCGAUGCAGAAGGAGCUUCCUACGUCUCCAAGUGGAACAAGGUGAUCUCCACGAGCUACAAGAUGUUCGACGCCGUGCAGUGUCACAGCAACGGCCUCAUCACCAACUGGGCGCGCGUGUGGGAGAGCGCCGACGGCGUCGGGCCCUUUCGCGCCGACGCCAACUUCACCGGCAGCGGCACGCCGGGCGCGCAGUAUGGCUCGGAGGCGAGCCGAACGACUUGGCGUGUGGCGCUGGACUACCUGCUGUAUCCCAAGGAGGCCAUGCACAAUGCUACCCAGUACUUGGAUCCACUGGUCGUCAUGUUGGAGAGCAAGGAAUCCCAUUGCGACUGGGCCAGCGAGCUCCGGAUCGACGACGCCUGCCUCGUGACCAGCGUGCACCCGGAUUGGUCCUGGAACAUGUUCAUUGCGGGGCCCACCUUCUCCUCCUUGGUCGUUCCGGCGCAGAAUGAUGGGGUGAGCAUCAAGCGGCAGCAGGAGCUGAUCAAUGCGGGUGGCGCACGGGUGGCCAAAGGUGGCUUCUCUUCGGGCUACUACUCCGGUAGCUGGGUGGCGAUCAGCACCUUUACCUUGAACGGCGACUUCCUCAGGUCUGCCUCAAUGGCUGGUCUGUAUGGCGAUCCGCCUGCACCAUCGCCGCCACCAACACCAGCGCCCACACCGACGCCAAGUCGGUGUUCCACGCCCACCGAAGACUGCAGAUCCACGCGUUGCUGCCAGGAUCCGGGCUACACGUGCUACGAGAAGGAUCAGUAUUGGGCCGGCUGCAGGGAGAGCUGCACUCCCGGCAUCCAUCCGAACGAGCCGCCAGAACACCAGACGCCCUGGAGCUGUGAGGUUCUGCGCUGCAGCAGCUCCACAGAAGACUGCCGCUCUACAGGUUGCUGUGAAGAUGCAGCCUAUACCUGUUACGAGAAGGACUCCACAUGGGCUGGUUGCCGCUCGAGCUGUGCGCCUGGAGAGGUGAACCCUUUGGAUCCGCCAGAGCAUCGGACGCCCUGGAGCUGUCAUGUGGUGGACGUGCUGUGA